AUGGCUUUCUCUCUUCACUCCACGUUUCUCAAAUCUCAAAUCCCGAUUCCGAUUCCGAUCUCCGCCACCGCUACCGUCGUCGUUUCCCUUCCGGUACGCUGCGGUCCUCGGGACAACCGAGGACCGCUAGUCAAAGGCAGAACCCUAAGCACCGAAGCAAUCCAAGCCAUUCAAUCUCUAAAACGGGCCGAGAAAUCCGACCCGACGAAGCUCGAACAAGUCCUCUCCACUACGCUCUCCCGAUUGCUCAAAGCCGACCUCGUCGCCACCUUAAAGGAGCUUCUCCGGCAGGACCGGUGCGCCCUCGCUUUGGAGGUUUUCGCCGUCGUACGAUCGGAGUACGGCGCCGAUUUAGGGAUGUACGCAGAGGUGGCAGCGGCGUUAUCGAGGAACGGAGCGGCGGAGGAAAUCGACCGGCUGGUUUGCGAUUUGGAAGAUGAAGAUAGGGCGAUCCAGUGCGAUGAUAAGGGUUUGAUUAAGUUGAUCAAGGCGGUGAUUGGUGGGGAUAGAAGGGAAUCGACGGUGAGGAUUUAUAGGAUGAUGAAGAGGAGCGGUUGGGGAUCCACCAUCAAAGCCGAUGAUUAUACGGUUAGGGUUUUGAGCAAGGGCUUAAGGAGGCUCGGGGAAAUGGAGAUGGCUGAUGAGGUCAAUAUGCAAUUUCAAGAUUUAGUGGGCAGUUUUUGA
Cucurbita pepo subsp. pepo (vegetable marrow) is the source of this 684-nucleotide messenger RNA. The record is from RefSeq and is a predicted model, not a curated record. NCBI's taxonomy places the organism in Eukaryota, Viridiplantae, Streptophyta, Magnoliopsida, Cucurbitales, Cucurbitaceae.